CACGUGUUACGAAGAAAUGUUAUUGUCACGUGUCUAACGUAUAAAAUUAUCAAUUUGGCUGUAGGAAAACCGAAGAAAUUAAUUCUAAAAUGAUAUUUAGAUGAACGUGUUUUUUAAUAGUCCUAACUUAAGAUUUUAAUUACGUAUCGCUGAUUAAUAAUUGUUAAGCAUCAGUAAAUAAAAAAAAAGCCACGUUUAUCCCAUAACGUUUCACAAGUUAGAAAAUAUUCCUGCAUAUACUUCUUUAAUUUGAAUAAAAUGCUUGUAAGAAAGUUACAUCUCGUGAGCCGCUUUGGUAUACAUCGAAAUAUAAAGUGUGAAGUGUUAAGAUCCCAUUACAGAUACAUAAAUCAAAGUUUCUGUAAAUUAAAGAAUAAUGGCAUUUAUGAUAUGAUUAGUGCCUUUUCUAAAGAAGCUAAAUAUGACGUUGUGUUACCUUGGGAUGUGAGCCCUCAAAAAUUAGUUCCCCGUCACAUUGAAUGCCCCGAAUAUGCGGAGAGUGGUUUCGUGUCUGAAAAGUCGGCGGAGGUCGAAAUAAAAAAUGAAAGCCAGAUUGCAUCGUUAACGAAAUCUUGUCGGUUAGCCAGAAGUAUUUUGAAUUACGUUAACGAAAACAUAAAGGUAGGAAUGACGACCGAAGAAAUUGAUAAUCUUGUUCACGAGAUGUGUAUUCAAAACAAAGCAUAUCCGUCACCUCUAAAUUAUAUGGGUUUUCCAAAAUCAGUCUGUACGUCUGUAAAUAAUGUUGCCUGUCACGGUAUACCCGACAGCCGUCCGUUAAAAGAUGGCGACAUUGUUAGCGUAGACGUUAGCGUAUAUAUUAAUGGCUACCAUGGUGAUUGUGCUGAAACAUUUGGAAUCGGAAAUGUCGAUAAGAGAGGUCGAAAACUGAUUGAAGUUGCUAAAACUUGUUUAUACGAGGCUAUGAAGAUUUGUCAUUCGGGUCAAUUUCUUUGUGAAAUAGGAAAAAAUAUCAGCAAAACUGCAUCGGCGUCCGGAUUUACGGUCGUACCAGCAUUCUGUGGCCACGGAAUAGGGACUUAUUUUCACGGAGCUCCGCAGAUAUUACAUUACCCAAAUAACGAGAAAGGUGUCAUGAAGACGGGAAUGACUUUUACAAUUGAGCCCGUUAUAUGCGAAGGAAAACCGGAUAUCGUCGUCCUCGAAGACGGAUGGACUGCGGUUACGCUCGACAAUAGUCGCUGUGCUCAAUUUGAACACACGAUUCUAAUUACAGAUAAUGGCGUUGAAAUACUAACAAUUUAACAAUUAAAUAACGUUUAUAUGUAAAUACAUAAAAAAUCAAUGUGAAAAAAGAUUAUACAGGGUGUCCAAAAAGUUACUAUGCCGUGAGAAAUUUGUAACAACAUUAAAGUUACGUGUGUGGCAUGCAAGUUGUAUGUCCCGCAUUUCCA
Messenger RNA from Centruroides sculpturatus (bark scorpion), 1415 nucleotides. RefSeq names its product methionine aminopeptidase 1D, mitochondrial-like. The transcript has 6 exons. Gene Ontology annotation, molecular function: metalloaminopeptidase activity. NCBI's taxonomy places the organism in Eukaryota, Metazoa, Arthropoda, Arachnida, Scorpiones, Buthidae. Gene Ontology annotation, biological process: proteolysis. The record is from RefSeq and is a predicted model, not a curated record. Bases 259 to 1266 code for a protein of 335 amino acids.